This is a messenger RNA of Penicillium paradoxum, 1593 nucleotides long. Its product is annotated as H3 histone acetyltransferase RTT109. NCBI's taxonomy places the organism in Eukaryota, Fungi, Ascomycota, Eurotiomycetes, Eurotiales, Aspergillaceae. The transcript has a single exon. The coding region runs from base 1 to 1593 and encodes 530 amino acids. Gene Ontology annotation, molecular function: histone H3K56 acetyltransferase activity. Gene Ontology annotation, cellular component: nucleus. The record is from RefSeq and is a predicted model, not a curated record. Gene Ontology annotation, biological process: DNA damage response.
AUGGUCUCGGCAGAUCUGACAGAUCUCUUGGCUAAGGUGCUCCCCACCGGGGUUGAGAUCACCGUUCGCCAUGUCUCCUCAACACCCACUCCCUGUGAGGCUCUGUUUGCAGCUGCCCCGGGACAGGUCUCCGAGCCAACUUUCUGCGAGAAUCAUUUCCUCUCAGUUUCAGUUGAGUCCAACGAUGAAAGUGAGACAAUCAUCUUCGGGAUGGAGGUGAUGGUCUACAACACGGCCCACCUAACUACCAUAUUUGUCUCAAAGGCCGAUUCAACUGGUUUCCUCCAUCUUCUUAAAUUACCGCGCAAAGUAUCCAUCCUGAGACUGGUCUCUAACACAUUCCUCUCAUUCCUGGCUCGAACGCGCCAACGGCCCGGUGUGCGCCUGGUUGUGUCGCUGUUCGCCCGCGCCCAGAAUCAGUACUUGUUCCCGGGCAGUAUUGAAAAUGCCGAAAAGCACGUUCUGGACGACAGAGGUUUAAUCAAAUGGUGGUGUCGCGCUCUUGAUCCGAUUUUGCGUGAACACGAGCCAGAAUCCUCGCUGAAAGAGACGAAGACGCUCGAUCAAACGGUCGAGGCUGCCAAGGCCUCUGCCACCGCAUACUUGAUCGUUCCAAGUUGCGACCGGUUUGAAACACGCAACUUCUUCCCAGCUACGGCCAAGACUGAUGCGCAGGACCAUCCGCGCUGGCUCAACAGCUACCCAUUGAAACAGUUAUAUCACGACCCUUCAGCUCCACCCCGCUGUUUGGUGCCUCGUUUCCCCGAUGAUCCCAAGACUCGUUUCCUGAUUGACCUGGACGGUGAACUUCCUGAGGAGAGUGAUGAAAACCCUAUCCCUCCUAAUGCCGGGCGCUGGCGUAGCGUCAGGUCCCUAGAUCAAUUCUGGGAGAUGAUGUCUUUCCGCCAAGAGUGCUCUGCUGGUCGGCUAGUCGGAUUUCUAUGGUUGGUCAUUAACCCUCCCGGUUUGAUGAAUUCGACGUCAAUGGCAAGCCAAACACGCGGUUCGUCCAACAUCAGUCAGGUCUUCAAUGACACAGAGGCUUUGGUCUCUACUCCGAAGGAGAAAAUGGAUAGUGACUCCAGCAAGAUUGAUACAAAUGAUCACUCAAUAGAAACAACCACAACGCCCACGGUCACCGAGAUACCCCGGGAUGACGGUUCUAGCACCGUCAACCCUUUCGACUGGCCAGAGGCCGGGCGUGGCAACGUCGUCCUAAGUGAAGCAGACUACAAAAAGAUGAUGGACUCAGUUCUAGAUCAUUUCUAUGAUGAGAAAGAAAUCGUCGCCAGCACCAGAUCCUACGUUGACAUUGUUUCUUGCCUCGCGGACGAGCUUACAUGGGGCAAGAAAGUUGUCGGCAGCAAUGCCGCAAGUACCGGACCUCCCCAGUCUGCAGACACCAAGACCAACAAUGUGCUCGACCUCGGACUGAUCCGUAAGCGGAAGAAGUCAGUCGGGGUGGAUAACACGCCCGUUGUGAAUGCGAUCCAAACACCAAGUGGAUCAGGAGACACGCAACCAGCUCCGUCGGAGCCGGCCGGUGUCAAUGUUCUCAAUGCUAGCUUGGUCCGGAAGAAGAAGAAGACAUAA